Prunus persica (peach) is the source of this 2595-nucleotide messenger RNA. RefSeq lists its product as uncharacterized. Gene Ontology annotation, biological process: interstrand cross-link repair. Bases 234 to 1724 code for a protein of 496 amino acids. The record is from RefSeq and is a predicted model, not a curated record. NCBI's taxonomy places the organism in Eukaryota, Viridiplantae, Streptophyta, Magnoliopsida, Rosales, Rosaceae. Gene Ontology annotation, cellular component: Fanconi anaemia nuclear complex. The transcript is spliced from 2 exons.
CGCAAGCCACCACGUGGCUUGUAUUUGAUUGGUCCUUGGAAAUACCCCAUCCCAACUCACGAGAAAUUUCCAAAAGGCCGUGUUUGGCAACAAGUACAAACAAUAACUGAUACUCCAAUCAUCUGUUAGUUAAAAACGAACAUUUAAUUUUCCCGCGUCUUCUUAGACUCUCAAAACCCCAGAACGCUGAAACCUCCAAAACCCAACAGCAGAGAGUUACAGAGCAAGCGAAAAUGGAGCAAUGGGUCCCGCUCUUCGACAUCUUCUUGACCUCCCCAACUCCCGAGUCCGAAGCGUCUACAUGGUUAAACCAAUCUUUCAGUGCCUCAUCGUCAACCUCGACCCCGAUUACCACAGGCUCUUUCCUCUCGUUGCUAAUGAAGCCUUUGGAUUCGAUUGUCGUCGAUGAGUCUUCUUCUUCAUCUUCGGCUUGGCCUCCGUGUACAAAUAGGGUGAUGUUUAUACAGACUCUACCGAACAUGGUUCAGUCGCGGGUUCUGUCAUUUCUUGGUUUUGAACGUCAAAGGUUUUCAAGCAGCGAUUUGGCUAAGCUGGCCAGGACCGUUUUGAGUGGAAGUCAGGAGCUUGACUUUUGGGUACAUAGGGCUGCACGCAAUCUGCUCGAUGUAGUGUCUGAGUCAAGUUACGAGUGGAUUUCUUGCUUGAGUUUGGAUUCUGGGGAGGAUGAGUUUGAGUCCUUGCCGGGUUGGCUUAAGGAUUCCGCUGCUUCCAGUGACUUGGUUCUACCAUGGCUUCCUAUAUCGCCAGAAGAAUUGGAUUGGAGGACAGUGAAUGGUAAUUAUGAAAAUAACUAUGGCUCAUUGAGUCAAGUUGGAGAGGGUGAAGAUGAGGAUAUGAAUGAUGUUCUGGAGGAAAUGAAUAUUGAUAAUCCAGAAAGUGUUCAUCUUGAACCUGAAAUUAAAAAAAGGGCAGUAAGUUUGAAAGCUUGGGUUGUGGAUUUUCAAUCAACUUCUAAAACUGUUGGAUUAGCAAAAGAAAUUCGCGAACUUUGCUUAGAAAAAGGAGGAGAUUCUUUCACAGUUUUGGGUCUGAUUGAACCUUGGUUAGCUGAUGAUGAGACUGCUUCAAUUCUAUUAUCUCAUCUAACAAGUGGAAGUGAAGAAGAGCUUACUUGGCCAAGCCAGGUUCUGUGCUCGAUCAUGCUUCCCAAGUUGUUGGCCCUUGAGGAACCAGCUUCUCGUGUGCUAGUGACUGCAACAGUAGAGUACUGCAAGUGUCAUCAAAGGGCCAGUGAGUAUGCACUCUUAUUUCCACUAAUUCUUCGACGGGAUGGCAUCAACAACCCCAUAUAUGAUGUGAUCACGAGGAUCAUCAAGGAAAGCUUGCACCCAGCUCAUGUUGCUUCUUUCUGUCAGAAGCUGCUGUGUGGACAAAAAGAUGAGAGGAAAGUCAUUUGUCUUCCUUGCCAUCAAUAUCUGAUAACUGAUAAAAUGGUAUGGACAGAAUCAUUUUUUAACCUGCUCCAAAGCAUUUUGAAUCAUAAUGUUCAUUUAUCACAGAAUUCAGUUGACCAAAUUAUUUACCAGGUUCAGCAAUUGGCUGAAAGAUUUUCCAACUCUCUGAAAUUUGGGAACUUUUUGUUAUGUUUUGUCACCAAAUGUUCUCCAUUCUUGAAGCAUCACAAGCUUAUAUUGACUAGAGUAGUUGAGCAUAACAAAACGUUCUUAGCCAAAUCUAUAUUAGGUAAAUUGGCUGGCUUGUAGCUUUGAUUAAUUGUAAUUCUUUGGUUGAGUUUUUGUGCUGUGAGCCUGUCUCUAUGAAUGUACAUUUUGAACACCAUCUAGAUCUUAUCUCAAAAGCUAUUUUUUAUGUGAAUGAGCUAGUUUGUGGGAAAGUUCUACUGAAAUUUUAGUCUUAGAGCAAGCCAUUUUAAACUAUUGAUCUUCAUUCACUAGCAUUAUCUAAGCUACUGGUUUUUCUGUUUAUAUUGAAUUACAAUUAUGUUUUAAACCAUUAGGUAUUCAAGUAAUGUUUAGAAAGCAAUUAUGCUACUGUAGUGGUUGUGUUUGACCUGCUUGGUUAUUCUUCUCUUUUCCAUCAUAAUAACCUUUGUUCCUUUUACUCAUAAAACAUGAAUACGAAGAACUAUAGGAAAUUUACUCUGAGCAGGCCCAAAGGAUAUCCCAUAAAUCAGUUUGGAUGAAUUGUUUCAUUAUGUAGGCCACCUACUGUGAGUAAUAUGUUGGGCGCUGUAGAUGUGUAUCCUAUAAGCCAGUGUCGAGAAUUAGUUCGAUACUAUGACCUAGCUGGGAUAAAAAGCUAUAUGGUAACAAGGUUAUUUUUGUCCUCAUCUGUAAAAUAGUUCAUUGAUAUCAUAAAUGAUAUUAUCAAUAUCUAUAUACAACACUGAUGGUAUAUCCCUCAACAAGUCUUAAUCAUAUUAACGAAAGAGAAUCGAUAAAAACAUAUAUUGCCUCAUCUUGAAAGCAUAAGAGAUACCAUUAUUUCUAUUAAGAACUCCCCAAACAAACAGAAAAAUAGAACCAAAGAAGAGAGAGAAAAGAAAUACAUUAUCCAGUUGCCAAGCAUCUCCCUUUUUUUUUUUUUUUUUUUUCUCUCUGAGUGGUCUUUUAU